Messenger RNA from Emericellopsis cladophorae, 2991 nucleotides. Its product is annotated as Calcium-transporting ATPase sarcoplasmic/endoplasmic reticulum-like protein. Gene Ontology annotation, cellular component: membrane. Bases 1 to 2991 code for a protein of 996 amino acids. Gene Ontology annotation, molecular function: ATP binding; P-type calcium transporter activity; ATP hydrolysis activity. Lineage: Eukaryota; Fungi; Ascomycota; Sordariomycetes; Hypocreales; Bionectriaceae. The record is from RefSeq and is a predicted model, not a curated record. The transcript is spliced from 4 exons. Gene Ontology annotation, biological process: calcium ion transmembrane transport; intracellular calcium ion homeostasis.
AUGGAGGCCGCCUUUGCUCGUCCCACCAAGCAGGUGCUUGCCAAUUUCUCCGUGAGCGAGAACACCGGCCUCACGGACGCUCAGGUCGAGUCCUUGAGAAGCAAGCAUGGCAGCAAUGCCAUCGCGGAAGAACCCCCGACCCCGAUCUGGGAGCUGAUCCUCGAGCAAUUCAAAGACCAGCUCGUCAUCAUCCUCCUCGGUUCGGCCGUCGUUUCCUUCGUACUCGCUCUCUUCGAGGAGGAGGGUGGCUGGAGUGCUUUUGUCGACCCAGCAGUGAUCCUCACGAUCCUCAUCCUGAACGCCGUUGUCGGAGUCUCGCAGGAAAGCAGCGCCGAGAAGGCCAUUGCCGCCCUGCAGGAGUACUCGGCCAACGAGGCCAACGUCCUCCGCAAUGGUCACAUCUCCCGCCUCAGGGCUGACUUGCUUGUGCCCGGUGACAUUGUCUCGAUCGCUGUUGGAGACCGCAUCCCGGCCGACUGCCGUAUCGUCGCGAUCGAAAGCAACAGCUUCGCUGUGGACCAGGCUAUCCUGACUGGAGAGAGCGAGAGCGUUCGCAAGGAUGCUCUGACCAUCGUUGAGGAUGAGAAGGCUGUCCUGCAGGACCAGACCAACAUGCUCUUUUCCGGUACCACUGUCGUCAAGGGGAAGGCCAAGGCCGUCGUUGUCUUGACCGGACCCAACACGGCCAUUGGCGACAUCCACGAGAGCAUCACGGCCCAGAUUUCCGAGCCCACGCCUCUCAAGCAGAAGCUCAACGAUUUUGGCGACAAGCUGGCCAAGGUUAUCACUGUGAUUUGCAUCCUCGUCUGGCUCAUCAAUGUCCCCAACUUCAAUGACCCCAGCCACGGCUCAUGGGCCAAGGGCGCCAUCUACUAUCUCAAGAUCGCCGUCUCGCUGGGUGUGGCUGCCAUCCCCGAGGGUCUCGCUGUCGUCAUCACCACUUGCCUGGCUCUGGGUACGCGCAAGAUGGCCGCUAAGAACGCUGUUGUGCGCAGCCUUCCGUCUGUCGAGACCCUGGGAAGCUGCAGCGUCAUCUGCUCUGACAAGACUGGCACUCUCACUACAAACCAAAUGAGCGUCAACAAGAUGGUCUACCUCGACGACAGUGGCUCCGACCUUGUUGAGCUUGACGUCGAGGGCACCACUUUCGCUCCCAAGGGUGACAUCAAGCUAAACGGCAAGGUUGUCGACAAUCUGACCAAGAGCUCUGACACGGUCCGACGUAUGGCUGAGGUCGCAGCUCUCUGCAACGAUGCUCGUCUCGCCUACGACUCGCGCAGUGGCGUCUUCUCCAACGUCGGCGAGGCCACGGAAGGUGCCCUGAGGACUCUCGCGGAGAAGAUUGGCCCUUGUGCCCCUGCCAAUACUCACCCCGAGGACUGCGUUCACUACGCCAGCGCAAACCAUGAAAAAGCCCUCUCUCGUCUGGCUACCUUUGAGUUCUCUCGCGACCGCAAGAGCAUGUCUGUGCUUGCCGCCAACGGCAAAGCGAAGAAGCUCCUUGUGAAGGGUGCCCCCGAGUCCAUCAUCGAUCGCUGCUCGCACGCUCUGCUGGGUGCUGGCGGCAAGCAGGUGGCCCUCAACAAGAAGCUCUCCGACCUUCUCCUCAAGGAGGUUGUUGAGUACGGCAACCGUGGACUUCGUGUCAUCGCCUUGGCUAGCGUGGAUGAUGUGUCCGAUAACCCCCUGAUCAAGAACGCCCAGACCACGGAGCAGUACGCGCAGCUCGAGCAGAACAUGACUUUCCUCGGUAUGGUUGGUAUGCUGGACCCUCCCCGUGAGGAAGUCCCCGGUUCCAUCCGUCAGUGCAAGGAAGCCGGCAUCCGUGUCAUCGUCAUAACCGGCGACAACCGCAACACCGCCGAGAGCAUCUGCCGUCAAAUCGGCGUCUUCACGCAGCACGAAGAUCUCAAGGGCAAGAGCUACACUGGACGCGAAUUUGACAACCUGAGCCCCAGCGAGCAACUUGAGGCUGCCAAGAACGCGUCCCUGUUCUCCCGUGUCGAACCUGGCCACAAGUCCAAGUUGGUCGACCUGCUCCAGUCUCUCGGCGAGGUCGUUGCCAUGACCGGCGACGGCGUCAACGACGCGCCCGCCCUCAAGAAGGCUGACAUUGGUGUUGCCAUGGGCUCCGGUACCGACGUCUCUAAGCUCGCGGCCGACAUGGUCCUGGCCGACAGCAACUUUGCCACGAUUGAGGUGGCGAUUGAGGAAGGCCGUGCCAUCUACAACAACACGCAGCAGUUCAUCCGCUACCUGAUCUCUUCCAACAUUGGCGAGGUCGUGUCCAUCUUCCUCACCGCCGCCCUCGGCAUGCCCGAGGCUCUUGUGCCCGUGCAGCUCCUCUGGGUCAACCUGGUCACCGAUGGUCUGCCUGCCACUGCGCUUUCCUUCAACCCCCCUGACCACGACAUUAUGAGGCGCCAGCCACGCAAGAGGGACGAGGUCCUCAUUGGAGGCUGGCUCUUCGUUCGCUACCUCGUCAUCGGUACCUAUGUUGGCCUGGCCACUGUUGCUGGAUACGCCUGGUGGUUCAUGUACAACCCUGAAGGACCCCAGAUCAGCUUCAAGCAGCUGUCCCGCUUCCACCACUGCUCGGCCGACUUCCCCGAGAUUGGCUGCGACAUGUUCUCCAACGACAUGGCCAAGGCUGGCUCGACCGUGUCGCUGUCUAUCCUGGUCGUCAUUGAAAUGUUCAACGCUAUGAACGCCCUGUCGUCAAGCGAGUCCCUGCUCACCCUGCCCCUGUGGAAGAACAUGAUGCUGGUCUAUGCCAUCGCCUUGUCAAUGGCUCUUCACUUUGCCCUGCUUUACACUCCUGUCCUUCAGGGUCUGUUCUCCAUCCUACCCCUCAACGCCACCGAGUGGAAGGCAGUUGUCGUCAUCAGUGCGCCCGUCGUUCUCCUUGAUGAGAUACUCAAGCUCAUCGAGCGCCAGUUCUUCAUGCAGAAGACGACGGAAAUUGAUCUCAAGGCUAAGAAGGAGCAGUAG